CAAAAAGUUCUCAGGGUGUCAGUGAUCACAUAAAGGUGGGCUGCAGUUCCACCACCCACACAAGCAUUCAGAUCAAGGAGAGACAUGGCUGCUGAGAGCUCACCAACACUUCUGCUGGCGCUCCUUGUCCUGGGCAUCUUUGCUGAUCCCUGUAAGGCUCAAGAGUUACGAUGUCGAUGUAUUCAGACGCAUUCUGACUUUAUUUCUCCCCAAUUCAUUGAAACAUUACAGUUGAUACCUGAAGGUGUUCAAUGCAGCAGAAAAGAAAUCAUAGUCACACUGAAAGAUGGGCAAUUAGUUUGUUUGGAUCCUGAGGCUAAAUGGGUGAAGACUCUUCUUGAAAAGGUCCCUUAACUGAUGACACAAGAAACACCACAUUCAGUGAUUAGUAGGAGCCCUUUGUAUCCUUGUGAGGUUGGACAUACUCCAGAAUGUUCUCUGAAGGUGGUUCCAUCUUCUUGCCAAUUAAAGACUGGAAUGAAUGGCUUUAUCUACGUAUUCUGGAGACCUAAAUGUUACUUUCAGGAAGAUGACUGGCUGCUUACAAGAGGAGUAAUGGGAAAUACAGUGAUGAAACUUCCAUUAUAUAGGAAAGAUAAGUCCCAAAUCUCAGAGUAGGCAAGGAGUUUCCCUGUCAGACUCAGUAUCUUUCUAGAUCCUACUUCCUCCAUUGCUUACUGUCCAUUUCACUUCAUUGAAGAUCCUGCUGUUUCCCUCCCAUGUUUCCACCCCAUACUUUGAUAUUACAUUUAAUGACAUCAUGAUUUUUUUUAAUCAACACCCUGGUCUUUUGAUUGCUUAACCUUUUGACUUCCAAUGACCUUCACUUCAACCCCAUUGUAGGAGGAGCCUACAAACUUGGAUCACAGUAUAAAGCAGAACUGAUUUAUCUCCAGUGCCCAAAAACAAAACACUUCUUUCAGAGGAAUCUUUGAUUCAUUGUAAGAUCUGAAAUAAAAGUAUAUUUAAGACAGAAUUGAGGCAUAAUCAAAUGUAUAAGAGAAUUAUCAUAAAUUUUAAGAAUUUACUUUGAAAUAAAGCAAACCGAAUGAAUAGCAUUGAUCAAAAGUAGAAGUGACUCAUGGUAGGAAACUAAAGUCGUCAUGAAAGGGAGGAAGAGAGGAAAUCUAAAACCAUCUAGACUCCAGCAAGAUCAUGAGGACGCUACCCAGAAUGGUGAAGCCAUGUUCUGACCGUUUAACUUUUUCCUGGUAGAAUUUCUGCAUAUGCAUAUGCAGCAGCAUCAAAUACUGAGAAAAUAAAUGUCAACAUUCAUGUUUUCCAUUUCUGAAGAAGAAUGUGUUACAGCUGAAUGAUUUUUCUCAUGGAGCCAAAGCAGGAUGCCAUCUCAAAAGUAAACUAUUCACAGUCACUGGGGUUCUUAAGAUUUUCUGUCUUUGCCUUUUUCUGCCAUCAUGAGAUUCAAUCCUAGAUGUUGACAUUUUAAUCCCACAAUAGAAAAGAAGGCAUGGUUGUGGAUCUUUGCAAGGCAGAGUAUUAUAACAAAGAUCCUUGUAUAAAAUCAGAAUCUUUAACAGGAACACAUCUACUAAAGAACACAGGUUUAUAAUAAGGCAGCUCAUCUGUCUCACAAAAUAAACAUUUAAGUCUCCACAAAGGGUCUACUCUCAGGCAGCUUGGGGAUUCCUUUAUAGUACCUAUGUGGUCUUGGAACUACUUGGGAGAAUAAAGGGGCCCAUAUA
This is a messenger RNA of Ictidomys tridecemlineatus (thirteen-lined ground squirrel), 1703 nucleotides long. NCBI's taxonomy places the organism in Eukaryota, Metazoa, Chordata, Mammalia, Rodentia, Sciuridae. The record is from RefSeq and is a predicted model, not a curated record.